AUGCCCAACUACAAACUCACGUACUUUAACUUCCGCGGCAUCGGCGAGGUGCCACGUCAGCUGUUCCACCUCUCCGGCACUCCGUUCGAAGAUGACCGACUCGACGGGCCGGACUACAUCUACCCGGGUCAAAAGUUUGAAGUUUGGGACGAAAUGAAACCAAGUUAGUCUUUUUUUUGACUUUUCAUGACUCCUUUUCAUGUUCACUUUCAGAGACUCCGUUCGGAAGGGUUCCGAUCCUCUCCGUCGACGGAUUCGAGAUUCCCGAGUCCGCCGCGAUCUGCAGAUAUCUGGCCAGAAAGUUCGGAUACGCCGGCAAGACUCCGGAAGAAGCGGCGUGGGCGGACGCGAUCGUCGAUCAGUUCAAGGACUUUGGAGUGGCGUUCCGUCCGACGAUCGUGGCUCAGAGAGCCGGAAAACCGGCCGAGGAGAUUCAGAAGCUGCGCGAGGAGACGUACAUCCCGGCGAGAGACAACUACUUCCGGAACCUGAAUCGUAUUCUCGAGAAGAGCAAAUCGGGAUUCCUGGUCGGCGACGGGCUCACCUGGGCUGAUUUGGUGCUUGCCGACAGUCUGUACACCCUCGGAAACAUGAAGGAAUUGGACGAGAGCAACAAGGAACAUCUGAAGUUGAAGAAGUUCCAGGAGAGAAUAUACGGACUGCCCGAGCUCAAGGACUACAUCGCCAAGAGACCCGCUUCUGUAUUCUAA
Molecule: messenger RNA, 710 nt
Organism: Caenorhabditis sp. 36 PRJEB53466
Lineage: Eukaryota; Metazoa; Nematoda; Chromadorea; Rhabditida; Rhabditidae
Source: the annotation of a GenBank genome assembly